Messenger RNA from Lachancea lanzarotensis, 1287 nucleotides. It is a transcript of the gene ART10, whose product is annotated as LALA0S03e07250g1_1. The record is from RefSeq and is a predicted model, not a curated record. The transcript has a single exon. Lineage: Eukaryota; Fungi; Ascomycota; Saccharomycetes; Saccharomycetales; Saccharomycetaceae. Bases 1 to 1287 code for a protein of 428 amino acids.
AUGGGUCCAAAGCUGAAUGUGGCCCUCAAUAGACCUCUCAAUGGCGAAUUCUAUGUUUCUAACGAGCCCAUUUCCGGUAUCGUGGACUUAGAACUGCCGAAACCAGCCUCAAUCAUCUCAUUAUCGAUCGCGCUCCGGGGUACAUCCCAAACGUACGUACAAAUAACGAAUACCGACUAUUUGACAAAUGGAGCAUUUGGAACUCGUUCCAGUCAUACUUUGGUCCACCAAACCCAGACGUUAUUUCCACCAGAAAAUAUAAGAGAAGCGUCGAGUGGAUCCAAAAAAGGGUUUCAGUUAUCGAAAGGUCAUUACAGCUACGCAUUUGAAUUUCUGAUGCCCAACCAGCUCAAAUGUAUAGGUGAUCAUGGCAGAGAAAGCUCAGGAUUCAAUAAAACCACGCCAGACCCACGGUUGCCUCCUAGCUUCAACAGUGACGUAAUUGGCGAAGGCAUGGUGGAUUGCGAAAAUACUUACUACAAAACGGGAUCUGUCACUUACUAUAUGAAAGCUGCUCUUGUUUUGGGUAAAAUCGGGUUGCGUCUGACCCCUGGAAAUACAAUUGUUGAGGUUUAUCGAGCACUGGAGUUUAUGCCGUCGCCUUACGACAACGGCGAGCAUCCGUUAAUUACACAUUCUGACGCUGGUCCAUUGCAAAAACUUUGGUCUAAGAAGGAUUUCAAAGUUGGUCCAAAGUGUGCUGCUAAAGUUGAGGUCAAAUCUCCAUCACUAAAUCGUGUGUUCAGAUUGGACUAUUUGUUUCAACCCGGAUGUAACAAAUUUGAUCAAAUCUCAGUGACGGUUAAUAGGAAACCAGCUGAAAUGCUUAGUAUCAAGCUUUUGCAGCUGAAACUAAACUUAAUAGAAAUUGUUAACUACCUGUCACAGGGCCAGGUAAAUGCAAUGAUUGGUACGAUUCCAUUGGUUGAGAUAAACCCUAAUUUCGAACUGAAAAUUUGUAGGGUCAGGAAUUCUCAGGAUGGGUCGAUGGAAUGGCCUUUGGAUACCAGUCAAAUUCCAGAGCUUGUACGGUAUCGAUUUAACGAAACUAAUAUGUUAUACCGUGGAAACCGACUGUUCAGCUUUGCAUCAUGCAACAUAAAGCGGGCCUUUAAGUUUUGCCUUGGGUUGAAGCUGGACAUCAACGGAUCAGUUUUCGAGACAGAAGUCUUGACAACGAUAUGUGACAUUGGGUACUUCUCGAUAGAGGAUCAUGAGGAGCUCCCUUCGUAUGUGGUAUCGGAUGUGCCUCCAUUUUAUUCGGACCGGACCGAAGUGGCUAUUUGA